CACGUUAUAGAUUUUGGAGAGAAGCAGCUUACAUUGUACAGUUAUAAGCAAAUUCUAUCGGCGGGUUAUUGACAACCAACCUCCCCGCAAAGGUCAUGACACCCAUACUGCAGACUAAAACGCCACUGCACUUUCUUAACCCCGAUAAAGAUGCAUUAGUCGCUGAUUUUGUGGGAAAACCACUCAAUGCUCUGAGAACACCUGCUUUCAUCGUGGACCGCGCGGUGUUCGCAGAGAACUGCAGGAAGAUGCACGAGAAUGCCAGAACCUGGGGAGCAACUUUUAGAGCACACUUGAAGACACACAAGACAGUCGAAGGAACGAAAUUGCAGCUAGUUUCGGAUACCGGCAGAGCUUCCGCGGUCGCUGUAUCGACACUCAUGGAAGCUUGGGGAGUCGUGCAAGGUGUCAAAGAUAUUCUGUACGGCCUUCCAAUUGGAUUGAACAAGUUGGAUGAUCUGUCUGCUCUACAUGCUGAGAUGACAAAAUACGGAGGAACCGUUCGUAUUCUCUUAGAUCAUUUAGAUCAAGUGAAAUUUCUGGAGGAAUACGAGGGGAAACAAGAGCACCCGAAGAAAUGGUCUGCGUUUAUCAAGAUGAAUGGCGGUCUAAAGCGAGCCGGGAUACUUCCAGAGCCCGUAUCUUUCAAGGCAUUCAUGCGGAGGGUGUUUGCAUCUUCAGCAAUUUCGGUGUUUGGAUUUUACACCCACGCCGGAUACUCGUAUGGAUCGACAUCAGCGGAGGAAGCUACCUCGUAUUUGACAGGAGAAGCAGAGUCAGAUAACAGAGAAGUCAACAAUCAGCCAUUCGUUCUGUCCGUGGGAUCCACUCCGACUGCUCUUAGCGCAACCGCGGAAGCAAAGCUGAAGAUGACAUCCAUACUCAAUGGAACACUGGAGCUUCAUACAGGAAAUUAUCCCAUGCUCGAUCUCCAGCAGUUACACACAACCUUGAUCGAUCGUCCACAGAUCUCCCAGAAGGUCUUGGUCACCGUCAUUUCAUACUACCCCGGAAGAGGAAGUGAUGGGCAAGACGAGGCCAUGUGCGAUGCUGGUGCCAUAGCUAUGAGCAAAGAUACUGGUCGUAUUCCAGGCUUCGGGGAGGUCGUUGGCAAGUCAUGGAAGUUGGGAAGAAUUUCACAGGAGCAUGGUAUAUUGGUGCAAGUUCCCCCAGAGUCAGGUCGCACAGAUCCUACGUUGAAGAUCGGAGAUACGAUCGAGAUUGUUGGGCAGCACGCUUGUUUGAUAGCUGCCGCUCACUCGUGGUACUACAUCAUCGAUUCGGAUGAAGGAGGUGACAAAGUAGUUGACAUCUGGGUCCCAUGGAAGGGCUGGUAGCUCCAGGACCCAAAAAGGGUACUGGUCCAGCGAUUUCUUAUAUCCACAGAACCGUUCCGUACAUGAUGUGUGACUGUAGCGUGCGUGGAUUGUCCACAGACAACUAGGCAUAGCAAAUACCAUUGGGAGGUGGAAAAGGACCAAACAUUAGAGAGCACAACUGUCACAAAAAUGAUUUACCUCUCGUCUUAUGAUCGCUCGGAGGUCGUGAAUGUGCAGGAGUCAGCGAAGCAAAGGCCGAUUCCUUCCUUUUCCAUUGCUGCUUGAAAUUAUAUGUAUGGCCAUGUAGCCGAAGACGACACAGUGGAAGACAUUGGUGAGAGGUAAAUUAUGUAGCAGCCAUGAAACCACUGUGAUGUGAAUUAGAGAAAGAAAUAACGGAUCCCG
This is a messenger RNA of Suillus fuscotomentosus, 1724 nucleotides long. RefSeq lists its product as uncharacterized. Gene Ontology annotation, molecular function: D-serine ammonia-lyase activity. The record is from RefSeq and is a predicted model, not a curated record. The transcript has 7 exons. Lineage: Eukaryota; Fungi; Basidiomycota; Agaricomycetes; Boletales; Suillaceae. Gene Ontology annotation, biological process: D-serine catabolic process. Bases 96 to 1337 code for a protein of 413 amino acids.